Pararge aegeria (speckled wood butterfly) is the source of this 3264-nucleotide messenger RNA. RefSeq lists its product as uncharacterized. NCBI's taxonomy places the organism in Eukaryota, Metazoa, Arthropoda, Insecta, Lepidoptera, Nymphalidae. The record is from RefSeq and is a predicted model, not a curated record. The transcript is spliced from 13 exons. Bases 102 to 2351 code for a protein of 749 amino acids.
AAAAUUUGAAUCGAGAUUCGGGAUUGUUUUGAGAAACAAAAUGAAAAUUCAAAAUUUAAAUUGUAAAACAAAGCAAUGCGUUUGGUAGAUAGUAAUCAAUAAUGGAAAGCGCAGAAGAACUCACAGCGAGGCGUCUGGAAAACCGAACUUACCGGCAACUUCAACAAAUGGCUAAAUCCAUGGGAUUGCCUUCCAAUUUUAAGAAAAUCUACUUGAUAGAACUGAUCGUAGCUAAGAGAUUCAAAUCUGAUACAGAGGUGGUUGGUAUUAUCCACAGGGUUCGUCAAGAGCGCCUUUACCAGUCUAAGGUUAAAAAGAGAAGUCAAUUGAGGAAAAUUAAGUACCAAGUCUCUUCACAAAGGAUUCCCGAACCAAGAAACUCAAUCUGUUACUCUCCACCAAUCACAGUAACACCCAAACGUUCUAGCAACGUCGACAUGCAGUACAGCCCGGAAAUAAUGUGCAAGGCUAUAGUACCCAUCAACCCAAAGAGGAAUUUAAUGCGUAACAUCACCAAUACUCAAAAUACUAUAAUGCCUCCUAUAAGUUCUAGUGACAGAGUGCUACGCAGCUAUAAUAUGAAGACUUUGAAACCUAACUAUGCAUUAAUCAACAAUAAUAUAGAAGAGAUAAAGACUCAAUGCUGUUCUGACACGGAGAGAAAAUUCAAAAUUAUCACCAAUAGAGGCUUUCCGCAGUUUAACGUCAGAGCUAAAUGUUAUGUGAGGAGGAAUAAGAGCUUGCUUGAAGAUAAUUCGAGGGCUCUUUUGAAGCGGCAAUACAUAAUACCACAUGGGCGGGAUGUAACAAGGACCCCUUUGCCAGCAAAGCGCCAGAGAACAAUAAGCGGUAUAUACCCACUUAACCCUGAAGAGACAGUACCGAGAAACCUAGCUACUAACCAGAGUGUGUGUUUACGUAAAACAGAUGGUAGUUACACAAGAAUCAAUGCACUAGUGCAGAAAUGUAAUGUGAAUGUUAUGAAGAUAAACAACAGAAGUAGAAAUCCAGAAAUAAAUAUCGAGGAGAUUAUAGAUAAAAUUGAUAUCAACAUGCCUGAGGAUUUGACAAAUGAAAAUAAUAAUUAUUUGAAGAUUCAGUAUCCUAACACAUCUGGUUUGGAUUUAAUUACGAGUGAUUCAAGUACUCAAAUAGCUUUACAUCAUCAUUUUAAAGAAAAUGAUUUGUCAUCGGAUACACAACUACUGGAGUAUGAAAACAAAAGACGGACGGAGCAGUUGAGAUGUCAGAGGAUAUGGGAUAUGGGUAGGCAGAAGUUGCCAAAAAUUAAUGAUGCCUUCUCCAGAUUUAGUAAUGUACACUGGAGGGAUCCAACCCAACCAUUGUAUGUGCAAGUUGGUACAGAACUAGAAAAUGUUCCAAUCCACAUGAACACCCAGCCGACGUUGGAAACCGUAUACAACAUCAGAACAACAGCACCGCCCACACCAAAUGUCACCAGACCAUUCAACAGCACUACGUGCACUAAUUGUGUUGACACCAUAAGAACUUAUCCUACUGUGGCCUUGUUCCAGUCGAAGUCGGCACCCGCUAACGAUGCUUUGAAUGUUAAUUCGUUGAUGCUGGAUAAUAAUAAUUAUCAAUAUACCUUUAACUCUGACAUGCGUCUACAAGAAUUUCUGCAACUGCAACCUGCAAUAGGGAGAAACUAUGGACCAACCACAGAUUACAGUAGCUCGUCGUCAGUAGAUACUAUGGACACUUCCGCCAGUAUUCCCGAGAUGGUGGAAGAUGCGCUCGAGAUUAUCAGUCAAGAUGGGGAUUACAUGGAGCGGAUGGGUAUGAAUACGCGCAUUCAAUGCGUGCUUUGUUCUUGGGCUGGACCCAAGAUCAUACUUGAAGGUCAUAUACGAAAGGCACACACAGAAUCCAUACAUAAACAGUAUAAAAGCGAAUGGAAUACAACGUAUACGCUCGAGAGCUUGGUUCAGUGUCGAGUCUGGUUCAACAGGGUCAUAGAGUACGACUCUAUGCUCUACAUGCUAAGUGCGAAGUACGAAGAUCCUGGAUGCUUUAUGGCUACGUUGACGUCGCUAUCAACGGAACCGGAGCCGUCGGAAAAAAUCGUUUCGAUAACGUUGUACAACAAAAUCACCGGCGAGCCGUUCUCGUGGACCGGCCACAUACCCACUCUGCCCCCCAACUUACCAUACGAGAAUAACGCUAAGUGCCUUAAAAUAGACUUGUCCAAACUCGAUCUUCUACCGAACAGUGCGAACUUAAAACUGAUAAACAGGGAGUUAGUAACUCAAUCGCCUAACAAAGUCGUGGUAGGUCAUCCAUCUUUGAAUGACAUUCAUAUUAUUGUGUUUGUUAGGAUUUUUAAUUAAAUAUCUACUCUCUAUCUCUAACUCAUUUAGCUGGUCUAAAUGAAGAACUAUACUUUUCUUUAUGCUUUUUUUAAAAAAAUGGAUUAUACAAUCCAUUUUUUUAAUUCGCCAUAUAUUACUUUUACAUAAGUUUGUAUAUAACAUUAUAUCUCGUCAUAUCAACCCAAUACCGACCCACUACUUCUUAAAUGAGAAUGGUCCUUAGUCCACCACGCUGGCCAAAUGCGGAUUGGUGGACUUCAUGCGCCUUUGGGAAUAAUCUUCAAACUCUUACGCAUGCAGGUUUCCUCACGAUGUUUUGAUAUUUAACAUUGAAAAGUUAAGAGGGUCGUGACGGGAUUCGAACUCGGACCUCCGAAGUCCUCACCACUAAGGCUAGCACCGAUUUUGUAUAUUUAGUUGUUUAAAUUUAAAUCUAAUUUUUCAUACAGGAUUCAUUCUUUUAGUGUAGUAUGUUUGUAUUUAAGAAAUUAGUCUUGUCGUAGUUACCUCAAAGAAAUUAAAUAUAAAAGCGGUGAUAGCUUAUUUAUCACUUCGGCUUUCCUUUCGGGGCAGCCGGGUUCGAUCCUCGCCAGCAUAAUUUUUUUGGUCAUUUGUGCUUUUAUUAAAUAUUUUAUUCAUUUAUUAAUAUUCUGUACAUACAGUGGCGUAGCAUGAACUAACUUAUAUGCGACGUGGGCAGAGUUAUAAAGUAUUCGGCAAAAUUCCCCGCACGCUUUGGCCAGCUUAAUUUUUUUUUGUCAUUUGUGGUUUUCUUUACUAUUUUAUACAUUUAAUAAUAUUCUGUAUAUACAGUGGCGUAGCAUUAACUAACUUAUAUGCGAUGUGGGCAGAGUUAUUAAGUAUUCGGUGAAAAAUUAUAAUUGCGUGGUGGGCCGACCUUACCUUAACCCAUCUCAUUCUGAGAUUAGAU